Mycena indigotica is the source of this 972-nucleotide messenger RNA. RefSeq lists its product as uncharacterized. The transcript is spliced from 7 exons. NCBI's taxonomy places the organism in Eukaryota, Fungi, Basidiomycota, Agaricomycetes, Agaricales, Mycenaceae. The record is from RefSeq and is a predicted model, not a curated record. Bases 10 to 972 code for a protein of 320 amino acids.
AAGCCAUUCAUGAACGACUACGAGGUGCAAGAUUGGAACGCGGUGGCUCAUUAUACCGACUUUGACACCGGCAGCUAUGACCACCUCCCAACCCCUCCGCAUUCUCAUGACAAUUCACCCACACCAGAGGCUCCAAGCACACUCGUCAGCGUCUCUACCACCUUCUUUCCUACUGCACAACAUCGACCACAUCCGCCCGACCUGAUUCUGCUAUCCAAAGACGCCGUUUACUUCUAUGUCCACUCAGACAUUCUGGCAGAAGCAAGCGAAAACAAUUUUCGAGCAAUGCUCCCCGCCGUCGUAACUUCAGAUGACGACGAGCCACCAAUUAUAAACGUACCAGAACCCUCGGUAGUCCUUAAUGUCAUCCUCCAUGCAGCCUACGAAAUUUCGUCUGCUCAUUAUCAGCCGCCAUUUGAAACAUUGGCGACGGCGGUGGAUGCGAUGAUCACCUAUGGAAUGAAUCCAGGUUCCAAGAUUCAUCCGUCGACGCCGCUCUUUUCCCUGCUCUUAUCACACGCACCACUCUUCCCACUCCAGCUUUACUCUCUUGCUGCGCAUUAUGAACUCGAGGACCUAGCUGUCCCGACCUCUGCCCACCUUCUUGCAUUUCCGUUAUCUCGCUUGACCGACCAAGAUGUGGAGCGAAUAGGUGCAAAAUAUCUCAAACGUCUAUUCUUCUUGCACUACGGACGCAACGAAGCGCUCAAGCGCGUUUUGGGAACACCGCCCCACCCCCAUCCACCCACCAAUACAUGUGACUUUCCGGCUCAGAAGGGGCUAGGGAGGGCUUGGGCGCUCGCUGUUGCGUAUCUCGUCUGGGAUGUACGGCCAGACAUGUCUACGCAAACGUUGGAGUCUGCUCUCAGGCCACUGAGCGAACACCUGAUAUGUGACCUCUGUAAAACCGCCCUCAACGACCGCAUUAAAUCCACGAUAUUGCAAUGGUCAAUAGUCAAGCGAACGAUAUAA